Messenger RNA from Saccostrea echinata, 1555 nucleotides. RefSeq lists its product as uncharacterized. The record is from RefSeq and is a predicted model, not a curated record. The transcript has 2 exons. The coding region runs from base 357 to 968 and encodes 203 amino acids. Lineage: Eukaryota; Metazoa; Mollusca; Bivalvia; Ostreida; Ostreidae.
AUAUAAUUGUAAGAAAUAAUCUUAAACAUGUUGUCGCCCUACUAUUUGGCAUUAUUGAUCACGUCACAUCCAUAGAAGACCGAAGUACCAUUGGAGUCACAGAUACUGCAGCAUAUUGGAAUAAACCAAGAAAAGUAUGCAGGCCAGUAGCUGUUCGUGACUUAGAUAUCAGGAUUGACACGAAUGUACCAGAUAGACCACGGCCGUCGGAAGAUUCUGGAUAUUUGCCACUUAAGUCAUCAGCAUUGGAUUUAAAGUCUUUGGAGAAGAAUAUUGUUCAAGUUCUCAAAAAGAGCAAUACACCAGCAGUGGCCUUGUAUACAUUGUCAGAUUCUGAUGAUGACAAUGAUGUGUCUAUGGGUAUUGAGGACACACCUAAAAAUAUUAUUGAUUUAAUGUCGAUGCAUGGUCAAGAAAAUUUGAAAGUAGAUGAUUCUUAUGUUAAAAAAGUAAAUGAAUUCACUAAAGGGCAAUCCAUCAACCUUAUGUGGCAGUGCCAGAGUAAAGGUAGACUGACUGCUUCAAACUUCUUCAAUGCCUAUCACUACAGAGGUGAUAAAACAGACAACUACAUUGUAAGAAGUAUUAUGGGUCAGUAUCAUUUCACCUCAAAAUCAGUCGAAUACGGAAAACGAAAUGAAUCUGUCGCUCGAGAGAGAUAUGCUGAUCACAUGACAAGUUGUCACCCUUCAUUCAAGUGUGCAGAGACUGGAAUCUAUGUUUACAAAGAUUUCCCUUUCUUCGCUGCAUCCCCUGAUGGCAUUUCUGAAUGCAAGUGUUGUGGAAAAGGACUUGUUGAAAUUAAAUGUCCUUACAGUUCAAGAAAUGAAACAUCUCAGGUUGCUAUGUCAAAAAAUUCAUCAUGUGCAAUUGUCAAUGGAAAUUAUGAAUUGAAAAAGAGUCUGUCCUCCCCAUUUUAUGUCCAAAUGCUUGGUCAAAAUGGCAGUAUGCAAGUUUUCACAUUGUGAUUUUGUUUUAUUUACUCAAAAAGAUAUCUAUGCAGAGAGAAUUCAUUUCUCAAAAGCAGAUUGGGAAUUGUUAUCUGAAAAGCUUAAAAGUUUUUAUAUGCAGUACGUUUUGCCAAACUUGGUUUGAGUAUAUCAUGUACAUAGAAUGUAUCUUCAUCACAUAUACCUUAGUCAGGUACCUUGAAUAUUGUAGAUGUAAUACUUUGCAGAAUUGAAGGUGAUGUACAUGUAUGUCACUUCAACUCAUUUUCAAUAUUUUUUGUUCUGUCAUAAGAAACUUUAUCAAGUUCUUUGAAUUUAUUCAUACACUCCAUUUUACUUCAUUAUUUUUAUAACAUGUUCCAAACAAUAUUUCAAUUUUUAAAACCACUCUACAGACUUUGACUGACUUCAUUUUUGUACUCAAUGACAGUAUAAGUACAAAGCUGGAUUGAUUCAGAUGUAUGAAACUAGCAAGUUAUCUACUAGCAUAAAUUUUAUGCUGCAUAAAAAUGAAUACUACUUUUAUAAUAAAAAUGAACAUAAUUUGCCAUGAUACUAGUAAACAAUUUCCCUCAUUUAAAUUUCUUUGACAAAGGUGGCAUUAA